AUGAAAGUUAGUGAAUUAACAUUUUUAGAACAUUUGGAGUUUUGUGGUUCAAGUGGUCUUGAUGAUUAUGGAUUGAUAAAUAUUAUUCAUAAUUCUUGUAAUUUAAAAUACUUGGGUAUAAAAAAAUGCCAUAGUUUAACGAAGAAUGCUCUUGCUGAGAUUAAAAAAUUAAAAAAUGAAUCUAAGGUGACUGAUAUUGGCAUCAAAAAUGUUAUUAAAAAUUGUCCAAGUAUUGAAAAAUUAUAUGUUAGUUAUACUAAAAUCACUGUUGACAGUCUAUUUUUUGCUGCUCAAGAAACAAAUAAACGUUCAACUAAUAUCAUUUUAACAAUGAAAGCUGAUGAUGUCAUUAAAAAAGAAUAUGAAAAAAAUUCUCAGACUGGUUCAAAUGUUUUGUUUGUUAUUACAAAACCACGUGAGGCAAUGCCCGAAAAAACAAAGUCAAAAGAAAAUUCACGUACACGCAGAGAAAUUAAAUCUUUUGAUGAUGAUUUUUCUUCACGUCGAGUACGUCGACAGAUUCCCGAGGAUCAAACUAAUCAAUAUUUUAUUAAUAUCAUUGUUUAUGCUGAUACUUCAAUGUCUGAUAAUUAUGGCAAUGAACUUGAACUGAAAAUUGAAAAAAUAAAUGAAGAUUUUUCAGAUGAACAUAAAUAUGGAUUUGAUAAACCAUUAAUGGAUAAUUUUUGUCAAUGGCAAAGUACACAACGCAAUAAUCGAAACAUGCAAAAUAAUUCUUAUGUUCCAUUACUUUUAACAAGAAAUCGAUUGUUUCCAGUUAGUCACAAAGAUAAACAUGCAAUUGGUAUGGCCAACGUAAGUUCAAUAUGCGAUACAAAUUUAUCUUGCACUGGAGUACAAGAUGGUCCUUAUUCAACAGCAUCAGUUAUUGCACACGAAAUCGGUCAUCUAUUGGGAAUAAAGCACGAUUAUGACAACAAUAUAUAUUCAUGCUGGACAAAAGACGAAGACGAAUCAUUAUACUUGAUGAGUAAAGUAGACAAAAAACAGACGUUCAAGUGGUCUAAUUGUUCUAAUGAAUACUUGACACAAUUUCUCGAAUCUGGUGGUGGUGACUGUCUUCUUGCAAAACCCAGAGAAAAAUUUGAUGAAACAAGAUAUCGACAUUUAGGUGAACAGUAUUCACUUAAUAAAACGUGUGAAUUUGCAUUUGGCAGAAGAUAUUAUGCACGUGAACUGGAUGAUCGUGACAAAUGUGGAAUAUUUAAGUGUUAUAAAAACCAAGAAUUGGGCUACUUUGAAUACCGUUCGCUUAUGGUACCAGAUGGCACAACUUGUGGUGAUAAUAAAAUAUGCUAUGAAGGUGAAUGCAUGUCGUCAAAUAAACUGAAACCCGUCAAUGGUGGAUGGAGUGAUUACGGAGAUUUUAGCGAAUGUUCAAGAACUUGUGGUGGUGGUAUUAAAAUGAAAUAUCGAUAUUGUAAUAAUCCAACACCCAUGUACGGUGGUCAAUAUUGUUUGGGAAAUAAAAAAUAUUAUGAAAUUUGUGCUUCUAAUAAAUGCCCUCAUGAAGAAUCACAAGAUUUUAGGUUUUUAUAUUUAUUUUAA
Molecule: messenger RNA, 1569 nt
Organism: Aphidius gifuensis
Lineage: Eukaryota; Metazoa; Arthropoda; Insecta; Hymenoptera; Braconidae
Product: A disintegrin and metalloproteinase with thrombospondin motifs 8-like
Exons: 8
Coding region: 1-1569 (522 amino acids)
Biological process (GO): extracellular matrix organization; proteolysis
Cellular component (GO): extracellular matrix
Molecular function (GO): metalloendopeptidase activity
Source: RefSeq, a predicted model, not a curated record